AAGUAAGACAGACAUGGCGUGAACAUGCAGUCACCUAGUGACACGUGUGUAAAAUGUCAAAAUCUGAUGUAAUAAAACUAUGCAUUGGGAUAAUUAUUGUCCUUAUUAUUUGCAUUCCUGAAAUGAUCAAGACUGUGAAAGGUAAGUUUUUUAAUUUAAUUUUAUCUGUCUGCAUUAUUCAUUUCUCAGAACCCUUUCUGUUUAGAGGCUUCUCUGUAUACCAUGGUGUGCAACUUCUUUCAAGUUGUCAGAUAGAUUGUCUUGGCUACAUGAGAUAUUAAUGAGACACAGCUAUGUUAUAUAUUAUGUGGGUUUCCAUUUACUAAACCGUGGUUAAUAAAAUGAAACAGUUGUUUGCAAAAAUCAGACCAAAAUAUCUAAACUGGAAUUUAUUUAGUUAUUUUAGCAAUCUAGCCAAUUUAUUUCCAUAAUGUAAAUGCUGUUUUCAAUUCACUGCAGUUCAUUGUUUACAUACAACAUAUGAAACCCUACAAUACAUUUUAUUCUGUUUUUAGUAAAUACAUUUCUAGAGAAAGUGUUGCAUAAUAGUAAUUGGAAAUUAAAACAGUUUAAUCCUAAAAUUCUGGGGGUGGGGAUUUGUGUAGAGAAAUGUAUGAGUUCUUAUGCACUAAAUUAUAAAACACGAAUUGUAUGUUUGUACAUAUGUGUGUGGCCAAGAGGGACUUCGCACAAUUAUCUUCCCAAUGGCUAAAUGAUAAGGGUCGGCCCUGCCUUAGGGAAAACUAUUGGUGUUGUUCCAUUGGAUGACACUUUUCAUGAAUGGUGGAGCAGGGUAAAUCCAUGCCAUGUUCCUCCAGCAUCUAAUAUAUCUCCUGCUGCCCAGGCAAAUACAUUAAUUGUGACGCUAUUUACUAGCCAGAUCAGCCAAACAGAAUUUAAAGCCAGAUCAGCCAAACAGAAAGCAUAGACUUAGAAAAUUUUGCUAUUUUCACAUUCAAUUUCAAUUCACCUUGAAUUUUCUCUUUAGUGAAUAAUUCAAUGAAUCUCAAUAGAUUAUGUGAGUCCAUUCUAUGUUUCUUCAAUAGUCAAAAGGUUACUUUAUUGUCACCAAUACGUAUAGAACCAUACUAUAUAAAAUAAUGUGAGCAAUGUCUAGCAAUUUCAUUAACGAACUUUGUGCCUGAUUUUCACCUCCUGCAUAAUUUUCACAGGUAGUGUCAUAGUCGGUCACCCUCCCCAUUCUCCUGUUAACCCCUCCCCCAUAGAAUAGGGUUGUCCUUCAAUGGUCCUACUCCCCAUCUCUUAUUCCCUUCCUGUACCAGGGAGUCUCCCCUCAUGAGCCUGGGCCAUAGACUGAAGGUCUUAAUAAAGGUGAGAUUAUUCACAAUGCGUAGAGGAUCGUGAAAGCAACCACAAAACAAUAUAUCCCCAUAGUUCGCCGUUCUUCUCUCAAGGUUCCCUUAAGUUUUCCAUCCACUGCCCCUCGUGUCCUCUAAUAAUCACCUGCCCCAAGACCUCAACCGUAGUCAGAACAGAGUGAUAAGUAUCCCUUGGUCCCCCUGAUGAGGCUCUUGCCAGGUGUCAGUGGGCCAGCAGUUUUUGAAAGAGUUUGUGUCUUGGCUGCUCACUCUCCUUUACAUUUUGUAUCAGAAAGCCAUGGAGUGUUUGGAGCUUUACAAUUUGCUCAUCCUAAUGAACUGUGCUUUACACAUCUAUGUCCACACAACUUUUUUUUAAAGGAAACCCUGUUUCGCCAUGUGACUUCCGUUCACACUUGGUUAUUCAUUGGGCGGACCCAUCCAUUUACCGUGUGGUGCGUCCCUUUUGGGAGGUGCAAUGACACAUUUCUGUUGGGGUUAUGUUUGAAGGGAAAUUCCAGGCAUCAUAUCCACUAACUACAGUUCAUACCACUAGAUAUGGUCCCAAGAGGCUAAGGUGCAGGUCUGAUUUGUCGUAACUUUUUUAAGCAGUUCAACAAAAAUUGUAGGCAACCAGCCUUGAAAAGUCUGAGUUGAAAAUAUCUGUACGGAUAAAGAAUCAACUUAGCCAACAUUGUAAAGAAAUAAAAAGGGAAUUGGGGGCACACCCCGAACAUGCAUUUCUCGGCAAUGGUACUGCCGUAGAGACCAACAUUUAUACAAUAUAUAAAUUAAGGAACUCAUAAAAAUACAGUUUUACAUUUUAGAAGGAUACGUAAAAUCAUCUAUCUCAGCAAACAAAUACGUUGGGAUUAGUGUAGGACCCACCGAUAUUGGGGUACUGUGGAGUAGUGGUGGGCUUAGCACGAUAUGGCCAUAUGGUGGAACUGAAUCCCCAUAUUUGUUUCCUCAGAUUAAGUAGUCUUAUGUGUACGCUGUUCCUUAAUCUGUAUAUUGUAUAAAUCCCAGCCAACAUUGUGACUGAAUUGACAAAGGCUUAUAAACAAAAACUAGAGAGACCCAUACAACCCUUACACCAUACGCACUACAAUAAACUGUAUUGGUUAUGGCACUUGGAGUGUCCAUUGAUUUUGUGUCCUAGUUUUGUCAAAUUGUGUGUGGUAGAAGACAGGGGAAAGCCUUGAACAAUGAAGGCUCUGCUAGGGGUUAAUUUCUGCCUUCAACCAGCCUUGCCCAAUAGGGUGAAUGAUUAUUUUUGUGUCUAAGUGGAUUCACUCAGCACUAUUUGCCUGUAAACUGUCUUCCCUUUACCGUUAGGCAAUCAGUGACAUUGCAAUAUGCUCUGGAAUUGCAAAAUACAGAUUGAGGAAAUAGUGUGUGUGUGACAGACAGACACACCCACAAGACACAUAUACAUACAAAGACACACAUACAUACAAACAGACAGACAAACACACAAGACACAUAUACAUAUACAUAUACAUAUACAUACAAAGACACAUAUAUACAUACAAACAGACAGACAGACACACACACACGAGACACAUAUACAUACAAGGACACAUAUAUACAUACAAACAGACAGACACAUACACACCCAUAAGGUGCAACUAAAUCCCCUUUAUAUUUGCUAAGCUAUGUGAGAAAUUGAGAAAUGCUUUCCUAUGGAGUGAUUGAAUGCGCACGCGGCUCGUGACAAUAAAAUAUGACAUAAUGAGCAUGCCUAAUGUGUUAUUGUGGGCCAACAACUCUCUGCUUCCUGUCAUCACUAAUACCUAUUGAUGCAGAAUAAUAGUCUCCCCUUUUUAUAUUUAAGGUAUUACAUGCUGUAGAUUGAGUAACUAUGCACUUUUGACAUUUAUUAUAUACAACUUGAUAUUGUUAUUAUACCAGGUAUAGUUGCAGUAAUAGUUCCUAUAUAUUUUCAGUUAUAUGUGAAAUAAAUUGGAUGUGAAGAUUGUUAAUAUAAUUCUUAACAAAUAUAAAAAACAUUAUUACUUUUUGUGUAAAUUGUUUUGUGUAUUUUAUUAGAUAUACAAUUCAAUAUAUAUAUGUUGCACCUGUGCAUUUAAUUUUAUAUUGAUAGAAAAGGUUUGACUUUUAGAGAAAAUGAGUCUGUGGACCUAUAGGGUAUUUACAUUACAGCUAAUCCCAUACCUUAGCUAAACUGAUCAAUAGAUUUUGGUGACAGCUGUUGAACUUUGGCAAGUACAAAUUUGGACCUAGUGAGUACAAAUUUGACUUGGUGAGUGUGCAGAGGUGGCUGUCUAAUUAGGCGCCUAAACCACCUGAGGGUGACUGAGGACCCGACACCAGGAGGGGGCCAGGCGGCUUGCCCAAUAUGGUGCUGGGUGCGAGGCCCUCCUGUCUGUCCGGCCAGCCAUCGCAGACAACCGGUCUGCAGUGAGCAGAGCUGCAGACCAUGUGUCUCGCCGAGAACUGGCCAAUAAGAGUGUUGCCAUGGGUUACCACGGCAACGCUCUGAUGGUCUCGCGAGAUACAUGGUCUGCAGCGCUGCAGACCAGAAGUAAUGGCCACGGGACCACCAGGCAGCCCACCGGACCACCAGGCAGCCCACACUGGACCACCAGGGAAUAAAUCAAGGUAUGUUGUCUCCCCUCUCUCCCCAUCAGACCCCCUCCCUCUCACAUCACUCCCCUCCCUCAGCAUCACCCCCCUCACCACCCUCACCCUCUUCCCUUAGCAUCACCCCCACCUCACCAUCACCACCCCCUCCCUCUCACAUCACCCCUUCACCAUCACCCCUUCCUUCUCACAUCACCCCCUCUCCCUCACACUAUCACCUCCCUCUCACCAUCACCCCCACACUAUCACCUCCCCACCACCCCCUCUCCCUCUCACCAUCACCCCCCACUACCUCCCCUCCUCUCACAUUCCCCCUCUCCCUCCACCAUCACCCCCACACUAUCACCUCCACUCCUGUCAUCACCCCUCCUCUCACCAUCACCCCCCACACCAUCCCCCAAUCCUGUCACCAUCACCCCUCCUCUGAAAUAGCCUCCCCUCCUGUCACCAUCACCCCCACUCACCAUCACCUCCCUCCCUCUCACCAUACCUCCCCCUCCCUCUCACCAUCACCUCCUCCCUCACCAUCACCCCCUCCUCCUCUCACCAUCACCCCUCCUCCCUCCCAUCCUCCCCCUCACCAUCACCUCCCCCUCCCUCACACCAUCACCACCCCCUCUACCUCACACCAUCACCCUCUCAUACACACAGUAUCACCCCCCUCACACACACAGCCUCCCCAGACACACUGUUAAUAUCCCCCCACACUGUCACCUCCCCACACAUUGUCACCCCCACACUGUCAGCCUCUUCAUGCAUCCACUCCUUAUUCUGUUAAUCUCACCCCCUCCAAACUCACCUGCCCACACUCUGCCACACUCACCCUGUCACAUUAACCCCCCUUAAUCCUGUCACACUCGCCUUCUCUCACUCUGUCACACCCUCCCCCCAACCCUGCCACCCUCACCCUGUCACAUUAACCCCCCUUAAUCCUGUCACACUCGUUCCUCCUACCAUGCCACAAUUGCCCUGACACACUUACCUCCACUCGCCCUGUCACACUCCCUCAUCAAACCAUGUCAUACUCCCUCUCCCUCAUUCUCUCUCACAAACCCCCCUGUCCAUUAACCCCCCCAACCCUGUCCCGUUUACCCCCUUUGCCAUGUCACGCUCUCCCUGCCACUGGUACCCCUUUAUUCACCUUGUCACAAUCACCAGCUGAAGACAUUCACCAUGCACACACAGUCAAGAAACAUAGCUUUGCCAUAAACACAAUGGACAAAGGGUACAGGCAGACCCCCCAUACACACAACACACUUCAAGCAGCUACCCCAUACGCAUAGGGUCCCAGACAAAAACACAAACAUGCUCACAGAGACAAACAUUCACACACGCACGGAUACUCUCUGUCAGACACACUCUCAGGCACAUACACAGGUAAACUGUGCAUCAAUGUGUAUAUGUGACAGUGUGCAUGUAUUUUUUUGUUAGUGGGGCCUCAUGUUUGAGUUUCGCCUAAGGCCUCAUAAAGUCUAGAGCCGCCUCUGUGAGUGUGCCAUGGACACUCCAAGCUUGCAAGAGCAAGUAUUGUUUUGGCCUGUGUAGUAGUCUUGGACUUGAAACAUUGAGUCCUGCUCUGUAAAAUGGAAUACUGCUGUAUUUAGGAAAUGAAUUACAUUGAUUGAUACAAAUUGGGGCAACUUUUCUGGUUUCCUCUAGUAAAACCCAGAAUUUCAAAUGGAUUUUCAAGAGCUCACUCAACAAUCCUUUUAUAGAACAUAUGACAUCGAUAUAAUACAAUAUAAAUCUUUCUCUACGGUCUGUAAAAUGGAAACAAGUGAUCCAGACAGACUAAUGUCAGACUAAACAAACAAGAAAAUGCAGCAGCCACAUCAGAUAAAAAUGAAAUGAAACCUUGAGUCGGAAAUUCCCCAAGUCUUGACAUAAUGCCACUUUGAGAAGUAAAUACAGGUAAAGAGGCUCAAGGGAAAUUCUCUUGUAUUGCACAGUUUGAUAAACCUCUUAGGUCAGAAGACAGUGCAAUGGGUACCUAGUAGAUUAGUGACUGCAGUAACCAAUUGUUUUUUAAUCUUCCAAGAAUAGUCACAUAAAUAAGUUGUGAUGACCAUAUUUUAAAAAGGGCCAUCUUUGAGCAUGAAAUCUAUGGAGGGGAAAUUAUUUUAAGGGUUAUUGAAGAAUAUGAUUUAGAAAUAUAUUUUACGUGAGUAGGAUGGAGAAUGAGUAAGAUUAUUAUUAAUUAUUAUAUUUAUAUAGCGCCAACAAAUUCCGCAGCACUUUCCAGUGGGUGGAGGAACAAACAUGUAGUUGUAACCAGACAAGUUGGACACACAGGAACAGAGGGGUUGAGGCCCCUGCUCAAUGAGCUUACAUGCUAGAGGGAGUGGGGUAAAAUGACACAAAAAGGUAAGGAUAGUAUUAGACUAGUGACAGUUGCAGAAGAGGAAUCAGUCAGGAGAUGGAGGCGAGCACAGUCACCAAAUUAACAGGCCUUUUAUUUGUAACAUAAAUACAGGUUUCAUAUGCAGAAAAUAAAGGAACAGUAAAGUAAUUAUUUCAAUGUGCAAAUAAAUGUCUUUAAAAAAAAUAGAGUCCUUUACCAGAGUUACUUUACUAGGUAAGACAGUCCAAAUGAGAACCAGUGUAGCAAGGGUUAAUCCAAUGCAAGGUCAAAUAUGAAAAAGUCAUUUUAACUCCUUAAGGACACAUGAUAUGUGUGACAUGUCAUGAUUCUCUUUUAUUCCAGAAGUUUGGUCCUUAAGGGGUUAAAGGGGAAUCAGCAGGAAACAGGAACACAGCAAGGGUUUUCCAUAAACAAAGGUAGGCAAUAUAUCUUAUAAGAUGGCUCUUUACUCCUACUUGCAAUUGACAUAGGGCCAUGCUAUCUUAAUGGUGUCUAUGAUACAGUGCAAAUCAAUGAGUAAUUCUCCUGUCAUCCAUACGGUGAAUCAUUUGUUUGUCUGUAUGUAUUAUUUAUGUAGCACUUAUAUAUCUACUUAGCACUUUAGAAUAUAUAUUGUGGUAGGGAGUGAACAUUAAGGGUAACAGACAUUACUAAAGGGAUGCUAUUCAUUAAAAUACAAGGAUGGGAUGUCACGGACCAUUAGAAUACUCCAAGCACCAUAACCAUUAAGUCUUAUGUAGUUGUUACCGUGCCAGGAGUGACGGGCUUCCCCUCCCAUAUAAAUAGUCAAGUUGUUUGCUCAUUAAUUUAAUCAAAUCCAAACUGACCGAAUCUGUGCAUAAAAUGUCCAUUGUUAGCAUGAACUGUGUGCUAGUGAUGGACAUAAUGAGCUUCUUCAUGUGCAGGCAGCACUGUGAGCGUGCCUGCAAGGACAAGCCUGUAUGACUAUGUGCGUGCGUGGACUCAAGCACACACAUUCCUGUUCAUCAUUGGCUCAUUGUAAAAUUGACGGCUUCUUCUGGAAUGCCAGCCCUCCUAGUCCCCCUCGCCUACCUAUGUUUUAUAGGACUAUCCUUUAUUUCUUCCAGUGCCUUUGUUCACUCCCCUAUACUGCCCUCUAUGCUGUCCUCCUUCUUCCUUGGCAUCUCCAGAACUGGGAGGUAGGCAGGCGUUAGCGGCAAGAUGAGCUGUCAUUUAGUUAAUUUUGUAAACUAAAAAUAUGUGAAAAGGGUGCUAAAAUAUAACCAAAGCAUAAAAGAAUAAAAGGUAAACAUGACAUGUCACACAUGUCAUGUGUCCUUAAGGGGUUAAAGGCAGGGCACUUAACGAAAACAAAAAAUGCUACUCUUUUCAAACAAACCAAAACAAAUAUAUCAAUAAAAUCUAUAUUUCGAUCACCAACUGAUUAAUGUGCUACCAUAAAAUCAUGUGUAAAAUGUUGUAGUAUAGUAACGAUUACUCACUAAGAAAGUUGGUUUGAAAAGAGAAGUAUUUGGGGGUUUUCAUUUAGCUCAUCUCGUAAAUCAUGAACGCACACACUGUGUGCAUGCGCAGUGUCAACUUUACUACUGACACUGAUUGGCAUGUCAUGGUGCUCAACACAUAUGCGCCUAAGGUCCAUCAAUACUUCUUUAUGAGAAGCAUUUGAUUGGACAACAGACAGGGACUGGGUGACGUGGUGUGAUGUCAAAGUAGGUGGAGACUGGUUCGGAAACAGAUUCUAAGUAAGUUUUAAAAAAAAAUUAGUUUACAGGUAUGCGCACAAUAACGUAGGGGGGGAGGGAGGGGUGUUAAUAAGUAACCACUAUAGGUUAAAAUAUAACCCUUUAAGCCAAAUUGUCUUUAUUAUCAGUUGAAAAUACCACAACCAUCACAGGAGAGCUGGAAGUUCAUAAGCAGGAACCUCUGUUAUCUCCUCUGAGCAAAGCUGGCUGAGAGUGUUCAUCUGAUAAUGCCUCCUUACAAUCUUACAAUGUCGGGGCAGCAAGCUGUAGUGCUUAUAGUGCUUGGAGUGUUCCUUUAAAGCCAUACCAAGCCUGGAUGAUAUUGUACCUAAUACCUGAAUGAAUAUUUCCUGCACACUAAAAUUCCAUGCAGCCAGAUGUUUCCAACUGAAUUAAUCAUCACAUCAUUACAUUCUGUUUUUAAAAGUAUUGGAAACACGGCUCUGAUUGAUAAUCAAUACUGCUAUGCACUCUGUAUAUUGAUGUGAUUCCUAAUCUUUUGCAAUGAGUGAAUAAUGUACAAAACAUCAGUCAUUUAUAGAUGUGUUAUAAAAAAUAUUUCCAGAGAACUUCUUUCAUGGACUCUAAUUUGAUCUUACAGUCAGAACACAUAUAUUAUUCAUUGACCCAUUUUCCAGAACAGUGCAUAACAGCAUAUUUGGAUUUUUGAUUUCUCUCUCCAGAAAACUCAGUAAUGUUGUCCUGUACAGAUACUCUUCUCAGCGAAGGAUCGCACUCUUCUAAAAUGGUAUACGUCUCUUUCGUGUGUAUAUUACAAAAGAAUGAGGACAACGUCACACAUGAUCAGCUGGAAUCUUUCAUGAGUGAUAAACAGACAAUAUCUGCCACCAUUGUCAGAAAGUGUGUCAACAUGUCACAUAUUCACUCUAAGCAGUUUCAUUCUGCUCCAGAACAAAGUGUGCACGAGGAAAGGAAGGCCCAAGGUAGGCACAGAGACAUUAAAACAAGGUGUCAUCUGUUAUUGGUGUAAGAUUUGGAAAUGUAGUUACUUUUUCUUUUAAGAGAUAACAUUGCUCCAGAGCUGGAUAAUGGCUUUUCCUUAGUCCAAUAAAUAAAUGUUACAGUUGUUCUCAAACGUUUGCAUACCCUUGGAGAAUUGGUAAUAAAUGUACCAUUUUAACCCCUUAAGGACCAAACUUCUAGAAUAAAAGGGAAUCAUGACAUGUCACACAGGGGUUAAAGAAAACAUGAGUGUGCAGGCAAAACACAUUUCUUUUAUUUCAGCCCGUUCUCCAUGUAGUCAGAAGGCAUGAUCAUGUGUGGACUUAUUUAGUAAGGAUGAUGCUCAGCGGGUUGUUUUCGUCUGCAGACAUGCGAGGUUGUGAUAUCCAGUGCAGAUCGCAGUGCCGCCAUUUUAGUGGCCUGGCUCGUGGUGCGCGUCUCCAGGUAGGUCCGAUGUUGGGCUUUGUAGGGCGGUGAUUCCCUCCGGUGGAGACCGGGAUAACCCACCCGGUCCAUGGGGGGGGGGGGGGGGGGGGCCUGGGGGGGGCAUCACAAGGCUAUUGCAUGACGGCUAGGUUUGCAAACAGGACGGCGGCCGUCCGUCCUGCUCUCCACCCUCAUAGGCCGCAGACCCCGACUUAAGGCUAUUGCGUGACGGCCAGGUUCACAAACAGUGUUUUCAGUUGUCGGUAAGGGAAUGUUAAUGAUUGUGGCAGGGAGUAUGCUUCCUGUAGCUCUGGGAACAGUUUUAGUCCAUUCUAUGUAUAUAGCUGGUGUAUGUGUGUUAGGCCGUGGUGCUGCCAUUUACAGUGAUUGAAAGUAUCAUUGUAUACCUGUUACGAUCGUAUCGGUGUUGCUAGGGACCAUGGUUGUGUGGUGGUGGAUAAGUUAUGGUUACAUUCAGUUGUUAGUACGAUCGUUUGCUGUAUGCCAUUAGUUCACGUGUGAGGUUCGGGAGAAAGAUCAUAGGUUGUGUGAGUGUUAGUAAGAUAUCAUCAGCAAAUAAGUUCAAUUUGUAAUCCUUGACCUUUAUGGAUACUCCAUGUAUGUCUCGGUUCUGUCAAAUUGCUUCUGCCAGUGAUUCUAGGGCCAGCACAUACAGGAAAGGUGAAAAGGGGCAACCCUGGUGGAUUCAGUUUGUGAUAUGUAAGGGCCGGAGCUAUAUCCCGAGUUCAGGACCUUUGCCGUUGGGGCACUAUAUAGGGCUUCAACUGAGAAGAUGAAAUUAGGGGGGAAAGCUAAACCUAUCGAGGACUGCCCGCAGGAAUUGCCAAUUGAAUCUAUCAAAUGCUGUUUCAGCGUUUAGGGAGAGUAAUGUAUUCACUGGUUUGGAUUGGUGGAGUAUGUGGUAUAUGUCUAAGACCUUGCGCGUAUUGUCCGGGCCUUGUCUACCCGCCACGAACCCCAUCUGAUCUGUGUCGAUGAGUGCAGGGAGGAUGGACUUCAGUUCAUCUGCGUAGAUUUUUGCAUAAAGUUUUGCGUCUGAGUUUAAUAGUGAGAUUGGGUGGAAAUUUUGGCAUAAUAUGGUGGGUUUCCCUGGUUUUGGGAGUGUUAUGACUUGUGCAGAGAGGAAUUCUGUGGGGAAGUAACCCGCCAGGGUUGCCCCAUUGAAGGUCUUCGUUAAGUGAGGGGCAAUUGUGUAUUUAAACGUGGAGUAGUAUAGGUUUGUCAGACCGUCCAGUCCAGGGGCCGUCCCUUUGGGCUUGGCAUUUAUAUGUGGAAUGAGUUCAUCCUCUGUGAUAGGGCUGAUCAAUUGUGUCAAUUGUUGUUCAGUAAAGGUGGGUAGGUGUAUGUUCGGCAGGUAUGCAGCAAUAGAGGUCUGUGUAGGUUGAGUGAUGUCUGUGUUAUCUUUGAGAUUGUACAGUGUGCAGUAAUACCUCGCAAACUCAUCACAUUUGUUUUGGUUCGUAUAUUUUUUUGUCCUGUUUUGGUGAGAAGGUAAGGGACACUGGUCUGUGCCUGUCUGUCUCUGAAUCUCUGCGCUAGUGUUUUGGUGGCUUUAUUUUCCAUCACAAAGGAGGUAGCUUUUAGUUUCUUAAGUGCAUAGCUAGCUUUCUGGAAUUUGAUGUUAUUAAUUAGUGUUUGCGUUUUGAUUUUUACUCUUGUCAGUAGGGGAGAGUUGAUUUGCUCUGUGUAGGUCUUGCAGUUUUGCGAGGUUUUGUAUUGUGUGAGUUGUGUGGUGUGUUUUUUUUAAGGUAUGAGGCUCUACUGAUAAAUAUACCCCUAAUUACUGGUUUGUGGGUCAUCCACAGGGUGAUCGGACUUGUGUUCAUCGUAUCAUUUGUGAUAAAGUAUUGUGAGAGUUCUGAAUGUAUGGUGCUGACACAUUUGGGAUCCUGCAGGAGGCUCUCAUUUAGUCGAGAUGGGCUGCGGUUCCUGUAUUGGUCAGUCAUGGAAAGCGUGAUCGGGCUGUGGUCUGACCACUUUAAUGUGCCUAUUUCGCAGGACAAAAGUUGGUUUAGAUGUGCACUAUGCAUGAGGAUACCAUUGAUCCUGGAGUAAGUGUUGUGUACUGGAGAGUAGUGGGUGUAUUCACGUUUGUUUGGAUAAAAUAUGCGCCAUAUGUCCUAAAGACCAUAUUUCGUAUGUGUCUUGUUUAUUGAGUUGCAGUGUUUGUAUAUCAACUUUGAUCUCACGGAGGUGAAGGUAGCUGUGGAGUUUGUGGUCGGGUCUAGAAUGUGGUUGAAAUCCCUGCAUAUGAUCGUGGGCCCUGUUUGAUGGUGGGUGAUAUGGUGUAGAAGCUUGCGGAGGAAAAUUGGUUGGUUAAUGUUUGGCGUUUAUGCAUUAACUAUGGUGUAUGUUGAGCUAUUGUGCACACAAGGAUUAUAUGCCUGCCCUGGGGGUCCAGUUUGAGGGCUAUUUUGUCGCUGCCUGCUUAUGAGGAUGGAUACACCUCUACUUUUCCUGGGUGAUGUGGCAUGGAAUUGAUUCGGGUAUACCUUGCGCCCAAUAAUUGGCGAGGAGUUGGUUUUGAAGUGUGUUUCUUAAAGACAUAUAAUGUCUGCUUUGGAUUGCGCCAGUUCUGUUAGGAGGGUAGAACGUUUUUGGGAGGAGUUGAGUCCCCUAACAUUAUGUGUGUAUAUUUUCAUAAUGUGUGCCUGGGGUCAUUGUGUUGCUUAUGAUAGAUGUUUGUCUCUUCUCUGGGACUGCCGAGCCUAGAGCCCGUGGGAUGUGUACGAGGUGUGGAGUCUUCGUUGUGGCGGUGUUAUAUGGGACACUAAGUAUGUUGCGCUGGCUUUUUUGGGGCCUGACUAUCUUUACCUUUUGGAAUGGGGGUUGAGCGGUAGUCUUAAGGAGAGUGUGCUCUCUAGGUCUCUGGUGUGCACUGGAAAGGUCAUGGUGGUACCUGCUACAAUGCGGAACAACUGUAAAGCAUAACAAUUUAAACAGAAACCAUAUAUAAAAUCAAUGUUAAAGUACAUUUUGGAUACAUUUAGAUCCAAGGUGCCUGGUGAGUUUAUCCAGAACACAUUCUGGGUGGGAGAGUAGUGGGCGAACCGAGUCUGGGUCUAGUCGGGAUGGUCUGCCUCUGGAUGGGCUCCUGUCAGUGGAAGCUCUGCGGUAGGUUGUUUUGGCUGGUACCUAUUACCCCUAGGCGAAUAACAGUCGUGUGCUCUUGGCUUGGUUGCUCUUAGUCACUCGGACCGGGUUGUUGUUGGAGGAGGGGUGGUAUCUCAUACUCGGUGGGUACGGAGUGUAGGGACCGGUCUGCUGGCACCUGCCUAGAGAGGCACCCGUUGUCACAGGGGUCUGUGGUAAGUGGGGAGUGGGCGAGGUCUACCAGGGAGGAGCGGGGACCAUCUCUAGGGGAUUAUUCAGUUUUCCAAUAUCGCAUAAGCGGUGACCUCCACAAGCGGUGACCUCCCCCCUAUGGACCUAGCAUGCAGUCUCUCGGUCGCAUGUCCCAUCAAGUACCCUGUGGAGCCGUCUGGGGACACAUAUAUGUAACAACCUUGGUAUACUUUUUAGUUGCAGGCACGGUUGCAAUAACAAUGAAUUAGCAUAAUAACACAAUUACAUUCGCAAUAGGUCCCUUUGUCUCUUCCCUUUGUUGUAAUACCCAAACGCCCAUGAGGUAUAUCAGCUAUCUCUGAGCCACCUUCUUCUCCCCCUGACUCAGGUGUGAUGGAGGUUUGCCUCCCCCUGUCAAAGAAAGGACAAAGGUAGAGCGUUUCCCCUUCUCGGGUGCUGCUCAAGGGGUAAUGUAUGUGAGAUGUUGGUUCUCAUGCCCCAACAGGAGGUUAUGAGCCCAGAGGUUAGGGCUGAGGGGAAGUAAGGCUAUCGGAAGCCCUUAUGUCAAAGUGGUGUAUAGUCCAGAGAUAUGUGUGGAUGUUCAGUGACUUUAUGAGGUGAUGUAGUAUGUGCAGGAGGGCAUCACUCAUCUCUCGGGGAAGGUCUUCUCUUUCUCGGGGUCUUCCACUCUGUCCUCAGCCAAGGGCUUCGUGUCGGACUGCCAGCGAUCGGUUUCGGAGGCAGGCCCCAUGUGGGUAGCAUAUCAGACCCUUCAGUGUUAGAUAGGAUCGGGAUCAGUUUGCCACCUUUAGAGAUCAACAGCUUUGCCGGGUAACCCCAGUGGUAGGGGAUUAUGUGUUGUCGGAGCCUUUCAGUUGUUGCUUGGAACAUACGCCUUCUUCUGAGUGUUUCGGCUCAUAAGUCCACAAAUAUUUGUAUCGUUUUGAACUUUGCAGCUAUGUUUGCACUUUCUUUGUGUGAGAGGAGAAUCAGUUCUUUCACACUUCAAGUGUACUCUGGACAAGACAUCUCAAGGACGUUGAAGGAGGUAAGUGCUUAGGUUUGGCUGUGCGGUGUAUGCGGCCCAGUAGAAACAGGUCUGCCAGUAUGUCAGGGACCAUGAAGUGGAAGAAUUCUAUGGCAUAUGGUUGCAUGUCAGCGAAGCCUAUUUCUUCCAGCAUCCCCCUCAUACGGAGGUUGUUUCUGCGGGAACGGUCCUCCAUGUCCAUUAUUUUUCACUAACAUUCUAGGAAUCUGUCUUCUAGACCCUCCAUGUUCCUGCCAUGGUGUUGUGAGAUGCGGCAACUUCCUCUAGUUGUGAGGUGUGAUUCCCCAGAUCAGUAAGCUCCUUUUUCAGGUCUGCUAUGGCUGAGUAUAUUGUUGCUUGCAUUUUGUUUGCCAGUGUGUCCAGUAUUUCUUGCAGCAUUCCUGUAGUGAUUAGCUGUGCCGCGCUGAUUUGUUGGCUGCCUGUGGGGUCUCCAUCCACAACUAAGUCGGCGUCAUCCUGGGCCUGUAAUGCCACCAGCCUUGCUUGCAAUGAGCGGGCUGCAAAGAAGGUCGCCUGCUCUUUUACCUCCGCCGAUUUCUUGUUGCGGUGCUGAGCCAUUGUGCUGCAGGUAAUUGGGGCAGUUUGUGCUUCUUUUUUGUUGCUUGUAAGCCGCUUUUGGGAGCCCUCCACGGCAGAGCUCUUUCAGAGUGCGACCCUGCAGCUCGGGUUCCGGCCACGCCUCCCUCCUCCCCCCAAAUUUUCCACUUCUUAAUAAGUGACUGAAGAGCUGUUUUGUUUUUUUUGUUCGUUUUUUCAUUUUUUUUUUGUGGUGAAAGGGAAAAAGUACAGGACGGUUGAGACAUACAUGGUUCACUGUAGAAAUCAGUAGCAUAUGUCAUAUGAGAUAUUACACCCUUUUUUUUUUUUUAAAUUAGAGUAAUCCGGUAUUAGCAAAUGAAACAAUAUGACAUAGAGGAGGGAAACAGUGGGAAUUAAGUAAUGCUAGAUUGAACGUGCCAUAAUGAUAAAAAAAACUUGGGCCCAGUUAUUAUUAACUGCUGGCUUCAGUACGUUAACUCAUGGGGAAAGACCUUAAUCCCUAGGAGAUCAUCCCAUCCCCGCCACCGGCAGGACACAGUCCCGACUUGCAGGUAUUUGCCUGUGAGUAGUCCACCAUCAGAGCCUUGUCUGCCAAGCUUGCUCCAGUACCAGAGAGUCACUUAUUGAGUGCUGCGUCAAGCGGUGGAGCGGGAGCCAAGGUGGAGAAGCCAGGUAAGCUUUGUAGAGCUUUGUAGAGAGGGGUUGGUCGAUGCCUUGGGCCGUCCGCCAGAAACCAAAUGUUGCUCAGCUGUAUAGAUCUCCCACAUUCAUUGUUCUGGGCCUCUGUGUUCAUUGUUAGCGCCCUGGGUUGUGCGUCGUGAGCCUUUUGUUACUCAGCUAGUUUUGACCUGCAUUGAUCGCCCAGGGUGUCAAGAGCCCAUAGGGGGGCAAAUUUCCUCCUGAAGUGUGGAAUGCUUUUAGCCGCCAUCUUGUUUGAUGUGUACCUGCCAUGUAUAUUAGUGGAUAUUCUGGCUCCUUUUAUAAUAUAUAAAUAAAUAAAAAUAAAAAAAAAGUUCAAGAGGACACACUGGAGGCACUGUAACUGCAUCAUUUCAUUGAAGUGGUUAUAGUGUGUUAAGUCCUCUGGCACUGUUCUUCCAUUCAGCAUUAAACCAUUUUUAAUGUUUUAAUGCUAAAGAAAUGUAUUCAGCAGCCGAUAUCCUCUGUGCGGAUUGGUGUAAUGAGGCAUUAGCCUGAGCAGCAUUGGGCAGCUGUUAUCACAACACCCAUUGCUGCUAUCAUUAUUAUUGGCAUUUAAGCAGCACCAACUUAUUCCGAAGUACUAUACAAUUUUUUAAAGGGGGAAAUUUAACAAUAGAUCAUUAUCGGAUGAUGAGUACUCCGUUCGAAAGAGCUUACAGUCUAUAGAAGGUGUGGUAUAAAAACACAAUAGGAAGGGCAGCAACCAAGCGGCAGGGUGGGAAAGUAGUAGGAUUGGAGGUGAAAAGGGAGUGUCAACCCUCUAUGAGAGAGUGAGCAUUAGAUUUGUGAAAUAGCAGUUACCUUGGAAGGCCAUUGAGUAUUUUGAAGAUAUGGAUUUAGAUGGGCUUCCUCAAUGAUUGAAGACUUGGGGAGAGUCUGUGGUGUAGGCAGGCUGUUCUAACGGAGUCAGGCUGUCCACAAGAAGUCCUGUAAGUGCAAAUUAGCAGUAAGGGUGUGAGCAGCGGAUAGGAGAAGGUCACCGGCAGAGAGGAGAGACUGAGAAGGGGCAUACCUAUGAAUUAGUGACAACAUGCAGGGUUAAUAUUUUGAAUUCCAUGCUAGAGGACACAGGAAGACAAUGUAAGGAUUGGCAAGGGGGCGAAUGGAGUGACGGAGAGAAAAAUCAGCCUUGCAGACCAGACCAGCCACCCCCCAUGCUGCAGCCGCCCGAGCGCUCUGUAGAGAGCCUCAGGCGGCUGCAGCUUUGCCCGGGUGGUGCGUCCAUGAGUAGUAGCGUGGCCGAGCCCAGUAUAGUCGGCGGGUACAGAGGGCAGCUGUCUCCUGUACCCGGCCGGACUAACAGGAAGUGCAAACAAAAGCUACCUGUACCCGCCGACUAUACUGGGCUCGGCCACGCUACUACAGAGGUAGGGGGGAGGGGGGAGAGAAAGAGAAGGAGGGGGGGAGAAAGGAGGGGAGGAGAAAGUUGAGGGGCAGGAAAGGAGGGGCGGUGAGAAAGAGAGAGAAAGGGGUGAGAAAAGGAGAAAGGGGUGAGAGCGAAGGAGGGGGGGUGAGAAGGUAAGUGAGAAAGAGGUGAAAGGGGCAGAAAGAGAAAUGAGGGGGGUGAGGCAAGCGAGGGGGGUGAGAAAGAGAAAGGGGGAGAGAAAGAGGGGUGAGAAAGAGAAAGGGGGGGUGAGAGGAGAAAUGAGGGGGGUGAGAGAGAAAGGAGGGGGUGUAUAUUAAUUAUGGGGGGUGUAUUAAUUAUGGGGUGUAUUAAUUAUGGGGUGUAUUAAUUAUGGGGGGUUGUAUUAAUAAUGGGGUUGUAUUAAUAAUGGGGGUGUAUCAAUUAUGGGGGUGGUGUAUAUUAUGGGGGUGGAUUAAUUAUGGGGGUGGAUUAAUUAUUGGGGAUGUAUUAAUUAUGGGGGGUGGAUUAAUUAUAGGGGUGGAUUAAUUAGGGCGGAGUGGAUUAAUUAUGGGGGGUGGAUUAAUUAUGGGGGGGUGUAUUAAUUAGUGUGGAUUAAUUAUGGGGGAGUGGAUUAAUUAUGGGGGUGUAUUAAUUAAGGGGGGUGGAUUAAUUAUAGGGGGUGAAUUAAUUAUGGGGUGUAUUAAUUAUAGGGGUGGAUUAAUUGCGGGGGGGGGUGGAUUAAUUAAGGAGUGGGAUUAAUUAUGGGGGGUAUAUUAAUUAUGGGGGUGUAUUAAUAAAGGGGGGUGGAUUAAUUAUGGGGGGUGGAUUAAUUAAGGGGGGAAUUAAUUAUGGGUAGUGGAUUAAGGGGGGUGUAUUAAUUAUGGGGGUGUAUUAAUUAAGUGGGGUGUAUUAAUUAAGGGGGGAUGGAUUAGUUAUGGGGGGUGGAUUCAUUAGUGUGGAUUAAUUAUGGGGGGUGGAUUAAUUAAGGGGGUGGAUUAAUUAAGGGUGCAUGUAUCAAUUAAGGGGAGUGGAUUAAUUAAGGAUGUGUGGAUGAAUUAGUGUGGAUUAAUUAAGGGGUAUGGAUUAAUUAAGGGGUAUGGUUUAUUUAAGGAGUGUGGAUUAAUUAAAGAAAACCUUUAACAUUUUUUACAGGUUUUUUUUUUUUUUUUUUUGGGGGGUGCAAAGCAUAGGAUCCGCCAAGGGUGCCAAAUGCUCUAGGUACGCCCCUGACUGGCAGGAUUUGGCUACAGACUGGAUGUGAGGUGUAAAGGUGAAGCCAGAAUCAAAUAUAACACUAAGGCAGCGAACACACAAUGAUGGGCUGGUGUGUGUACCAUCAACUUGUAGGGAGAGUGAAAGAAGAGGUAUGGCUUUAGGGAAGUGUGUAAUCUCUGCCUUAUGCAUACCUCCAGUAGGAGCCAGGAACCCUUACCCUAUAUAGUGUAACAUUGCUUGAAACGGGUUUAACACUGAAUGGAAGAACAGGGCCAAGAGACUCCAGCUAUUACACCCGAUACCUUAAGAUGAAGAUGGGAUGGUCCCUACAAUCUUUUAAGCAUGCUAACACAACCCGUUUUCAAUAUUUAUUUGUAAAGCUGACACAUAUUACUCAGUGCUGUACAAUUCAAAAAAGGUAAAACAAACCCCCCCAAAAAAUAUACAAACUCAAAAUAGCAAUUUAACGUUUGUCCUGCUCACGUCCGUCUACAACAUUGAAACAAUAAAAAAAAAAAUACUCCAACCAAUCACAUGUAUUUAUUUGUUACUCAGAUGACAUAAAUCGCUCAAUGGAAAUGAAAGGAAAAUAUAUAAUUUCUUCCUACGAGAAGUUUCACCUUAUUUUAGUGAGUUCUGAAGAAGAUACCCAUCCUUCAGCAUCAUCCAUCGAAAUCUACAUUGCAAAUGUUAGUGAACACAAUCCAACAACAGAUGCAAUAUCGUCUUAUCUACCCGAUGAGCUAAGGAGCUACGACAUGAUUAAUAUAUCACUACAGCUUUAUAGUAACACUCCAUGUAAGUUAUACAAAAUGCAUUAAGGAAAUGUUUAUCCUGUUUACGAAUCAUAAAAUUAAACGGCAUCCCUGUAACGAUUCGAUACUCAUUUAUUUAUCUUUGUAGCUCAUGUUGAUAAUAAGAUACGUAGGAUAUAACUGCAGUAAAAAGCACAAAAAAACUAUGACAAUCUACGUCAGUUUGUGUAGAAAUAUACAUUUCUAAAGUAAGCUGGGGCAGUGCCAGUUGGGAAAUAAUAGACCGCAAACCAUUAGGAAAGUUCUAAACAGAGAAACGCAAUAGAUUCAGUAUCUUAUUGGGAAUGCCAUGAAUGCCAAAGUGAUAUAUGUGACGGGGUAGGGGGGAGGAGGGGAGGGGUGUCUAGCUACAGUCUACAAGGAGUGACCCAGAAAAUCUUAGAAUAAAAGGAUAGGAUAGAGAUAAAGAACAAAAGAGGAAUAAUGAAAAUGUUUCUGUAUUUGGAAUGAAAUUGCUAUAUUCUCCAAUAAAACCUUAAAGGACCACUAUAGGCACCCAGACCACUUCAGCUUAAUGAAGUGGUCUGGGUGCCAGGUCCAGCUAGGGUUAACCCUUCAGAGAAACUGCUAUGUUUAUAAUAGGGUUAAUCCAGCCUCUAGUGGCUGUGUAAUUGACAGCCGCUAGAGGCGCUUGCGUGCUUCUUACUGUGAUUUUCACAGUGAGAAGAUGCCAGCAUCCAUAGGAAAGCAUUGUGAAUGCUUUCCUAUGAGACUGGCUGAAUGCGCGCGCGGCUCUUGCCGUGCAUGCGCAUUCAGCCAAGGAGGAGGAGAGUUCCCCGACCGGCGCUGGAGAAAGAGGUAAGUUUAACCCCUUCCUCACCCUAGAGCCCGGCGGGAGUGGAACCUUGAGGGUGGGGGCAUCCUCAGGGCACUAUAGUGCCAGGAAAACAAGUAUAUUUUUCUGGCAUUAUAGUGGUCCUUUAAGCAGUAUUUUCCAAACAGUAACUCUUUGUGUGUUCUUUCUAGCCAAUGAUUUUGUCUUUGUUUCUUUCUACAGAUUUCACAAGCACACUUGGGAUCGUCUGGCUGUGUCUGCUGCCACUUAUUUUUAUUUGUGCAUUAUUCAUGUUUAUAUAUAAAAUGUCGACUCAAAACAGAGAUUGGUAAAAGCUGUAUGUUCUAGUGUAUUUAUGAUUUUUUUUUAUUAAAAAAAAUGAUUAUUCAGUUAUAAAUGUCGUACUCUAUCUUUGUUAAAGGGGAGCUGUUAAUUCCCAUGGUUUUUAAUAUUAUGUUUACUUACCUUUUUUUUUUUUUUGCCAAUCAGCAGCGCCCCUGCCCUGCAGCACUCCACGCAUUCUGGCACCAUAACAAAGUUAUUUAGAUAAAGUUAUGGUGCCUAAACUGUCCCUUUAAAAAUGAGAGAACUCUUACCACAUUCUUAAAUGCAAACAUGAUACAAGCUAGUUACCAAGUCAUAAAUUCUCACUGGUGAAUUUAGAACACUGAUGUUGCUCCAAUAGAUAAUGUCUCUUGAUUGGCCAUUUUGACUUUACAUUUGAAAUUCCCCUUGAAUUCUCACUCGGGUUAAUAACCCUCCCUUUAUAUGUCCAUUUCACUAUGGCGGUGCUUCUGCUGACUUAAACAUGCUUCAUAGGAACUUUAUAGAGCUGUCAUAUACUUAUUGUAAAUGCUCUCAAUGAUUUACUGUGCAAGGAACAUAAUCUAUAUUAUUGAUUGUAUUGUAAAUUACAAUUUGCUCUCUCAAAAUAACAUUGUCUUGAAGUAUCUUUAUUGACAUCUUGCAGGAUUUAAAUACCGAUAUGCCUAUACUUGAUUUUCCACCUGAAAGGCUUUUAAAAGGUGUCCUCUGGGAAUAAAGGAGCUGAAUAUUUUUCACAGAUGGGAUACAUAUGUAAUUACAUGCUCUUAAAAUAGUGUUUAUUUUUUUUAUUUUUUUAAAGAGACAAUUUCAUUUUUAUAUUAGUCUGGUUAAAUUUUUACAUUAGAGAUCCUGGAUUUUUCCAAACUUGAUAUUUUUUUUUUUAAAUGAAAUGUUCCAUGCGCACUGUAUAGCCGUUACAAAAUGUAUUUUGGAAUAAUUAUGAUUAUGUAUUAGGUGUGAUUCUGGGCAGCAGUGAAAGUGGAGGAUUCAUCAAGAAAACCAAUUGAUUGUUCCUGCCAAACACUUAAAACUUUGAACAAUAAAUACAGUCUAUAUAUGACCCCAAAGGAUGACCGAAUCAAGCAAUGACAAAAUAAAUAUUAAUUUAUAUGAAUUUUCUACCAAAG
Pelobates cultripes (western spadefoot toad) is the source of this 20601-nucleotide messenger RNA. The record is from the annotation of a GenBank genome assembly. Lineage: Eukaryota; Metazoa; Chordata; Amphibia; Anura; Pelobatidae.